Molecule: messenger RNA, 3034 nt
Organism: Leopardus geoffroyi (Geoffroy's cat)
Lineage: Eukaryota; Metazoa; Chordata; Mammalia; Carnivora; Felidae
Gene: UBE2Q2
Product: ubiquitin conjugating enzyme E2 Q2
Exons: 13
Coding region: 316-1449 (377 amino acids)
Molecular function (GO): protein binding
Source: RefSeq, a predicted model, not a curated record
GGGGGCAGCCCUUUCCCAGUCGGUAGCGGGGGCGGUGUCGCUGUUGCCCUUUUAAGCCGCGGGGCCGCGGUCCCCUGCCGGCAGAGUCAGUUACAAAGAGAGCAGCCGCUCCGGCCGCCCGCUACACAGUUGCUGGCCGAGGCCUCGGUGUCCCUAGCCAUUUUCAGCCGCCAUCCCACGCGGGCCUCGGCGGCGGGGAGAGGCGGAGCCGCAAGAGCGCGGUCCCGGACCGGCCCUGCGGGGCGGUCGCGGCCGUGACGGCGGCCCCGGGCCCGGCUCCCCUUUCGCACCCCUCCUGCCGGAGAUGAGGGGAAGAUGUCCGUGUCAGGGCUUAAGGCAGAGCUGAAGUUCCUGGCGUCCAUCUUCGAUAAGAACCACGAGCGAUUCCGCAUCGUCAGCUGGAAGCUGGACGAGCUCCAUUGCCAGUUCCUGCUGCCGCCUGCGGCACCGCCCGGCAGCCUACACUCGCCGCCGCCGCCGCUCACACUCCAUUGCAACAUCACGGAAUCUUACCCGUCUUCUUCACCAAUAUGGUUUGUGGACUCCGAUGACCCAAAUCUGACAUCAGUGCUGGAACGUCUAGAAGACACUAAGAACAACAAUUCGCUUCGUCAGCAAUUGAAGUGGUUGAUAUGUGAACUCUGCAGAUUAUAUAACCUUCCUAAGCUCCUGGAUGUUGAGAUGCUAGAUCAACCAAUACCCACGGGUCAGAAUGGGACAACAGAAGAAGUAACUUCAGAAGAAGAGGAAGAGGAAGAGAUGGCUGAAGAUAUAGAAGACUUAGAUCACUAUGAGAUGAAGGAAGAAGAGCCUAUUAGUGGAAAAAAGUCAGAGGAUGAAGGAAUUGAAAAAGAAAAUUUGGCAAUAUUAGAGAAAAUUAGGAAGACCCAAAGGCAAGACCAUCUCAAUGGUGCAGUAUCUGGGUCUGUGCAAGCUUCAGAUAGGCUUAUGAAAGAGCUCAGGGACAUAUACAGAUCACAGAGUUAUAAAGCAGGGAUUUAUUCAGUGGAACUCAUAAAUGACAGUUUAUAUGACUGGCAUGUUAAACUACAGAAGGUCGACCCUGAUAGUCCUUUGCACAGUGAUCUUCAGAUCUUAAAAGAAAAAGAAGGCAUAGAAUAUAUUUUGCUUAACUUCUCUUUUAAGGAUAAUUUUCCAUUUGAUCCUCCAUUUGUUCGAGUGGUGUUACCUGUUCUCUCAGGAGGGUAUGUGUUGGGUGGUGGAGCACUAUGUAUGGAACUUCUCACAAAACAGGGCUGGAGCAGUGCCUACUCAAUAGAAUCAGUCAUCAUGCAAAUCAAUGCUACCUUAGUCAAAGGCAAAGCCAGAGUACAGUUUGGAGCAAAUAAGAAUCAGUAUAAUCUAGCAAGAGCCCAACAAUCCUAUAAUUCCAUUGUACAGAUACAUGAGAAAAAUGGCUGGUACACCCCUCCAAAGGAAGAUGGCUAAAUAUGUUGACUGUCGUAUGUUUGGACCAAUGUUGCUUUAAAGAAAAUCUUUCCAACAUGCAGACACAAGCUUUGAGUGCCCCUAUAACAGCAGUACUGAAGACGUUAGCUAAUAGAUAUUUUAGUGGAUAAUCUGUCAACUGACAUCCAGUAUGAGUUACAGCCUUUUCGUUUUGCUCAUUUUAGGUAUUGUGGACUGAGCAGUGGGGCCUUUACUGUAUUUUUUGUGAUAAAUACACAUACUGGCCACUCAUGAUCUCUUUUUCUUGAAAAGUGAAAUCUGUUAAGCAGAAAGUCAGCAUCAGGUUACAGAAGUUGCGACUGUAGGGUAACUUUCCCACAUUGAGCUCGUGUGUUAUGAGGACUUGCAAUAUACUGUUCCAUUUAGAGCCAAUAAAAGUUUAAUUGAUGUUUAAUGUUGGUUUAGAAAAUUUAAGGUCUUCUAAAUCACAGUAGCUUUUUCAAGUUAAAACCAAUUUUUGAUAUUGCCAAAAUAAUGAUAGGAAGCCUACUCAUUAAAUUGUUAAACUUUUUUAUGGCUAGAUGAAGAUAUGAAUUGUUUCCUGAAGAUACACUCUUAACUGAGUUGUGCUUUUUAGGCAAAAGCAAAGCAAGGCUGUGCAAAUUAAGGCUUUGUAAGUAAUAAUUUCCACUGGGGCCUCAGAGUCUUGUUGGGCUGAAUCUGCUUCUUGUUGGUUCAGUAUUUCUUAUGAAGAACUGCAGUAUAGAGCUUGAAGUUAUUUAAAAUACUAAAUCAUUUUAUGUUUCCAUUUUAUUAACGGGAUGUUGCAAUCAUUUUUAAACUAAUAAACUUGUAAAGUGAUUGGCACAAAGAAUCCUUGAGCAAAAGCUGCACAGUGAAGUACAAAAAGAUACCUGAUUUGGAAACUCUUAAAAUUUUUGGUAUACUCAUAACGAUGGCUUUUACAUUGAAAAACUAGUAGGAACUCUAUAUAUGUUCACUGUUUUAUAAAACCUGACUCAAAUCAGUGUACUCUCCAUUUUCUUGCCUUACCUGAAUCAGUCCUAUUUGGUUGGUGAUAGACUUUCUUAUCUACCCAAGUUUGAUUUAAAAGUAAAUUCUAAUUAUUAAGCACUUUUAAAAUGAAAUCCAGAAGCACACUUUUCUGCACAAAUAAGUUACAAAAUUCGAAGGUGUUUCUUAUGCAUUUGCUCUAAGUUUCAAUUUUUAACUUUGUAAACCACACCAGAGAGACUUGGCACUUCGGCAUUAUUGCGUGUGUUUAAUUUCUUUUUCUAUUUUGGUUAAAAGGACAGUAGAAAAAGAUUUUCUGGCAUUCUUGUUUACUUGGUUACAUUUGUAUAAAGAUCUGAUUGCCAGUUGCUGAGAUAAUAAGUGACCAGGCAGAAUUCUUUAAAGCAUUAAAGUUCCUUAAACCUAAGGCUAAAUCUUGAAUACAUUAUUGAAUUCUUUAAUAUCCUGAUGGCUAGCAGAUUGACAGCUGCACAUUUGGCAUGCUUUGUUUUUUUGGGUUUUAUCUUUCAUUGCAGAUUUAUUUGGCAAUGUACAGUAAAUUUUGUAAACUUGCAUCAAGUUUAUGAAUAAAGAACCAUUUAAAAUAUAA